GACAAGAGCCCUGGUUUUCUACGCUGCCCUUGGCCACCACACUGCCUGCCCCACGAGCUGGGAGGCAGGUUUUGUACGGCAGCCGCUGCAGCCGCCACACCUUUGCCCCUGCCGCGAUGACCCUGUCGCCACUUCUGCUGUUCCUGCCACCGCUGCUGCUGCUGCUGGACGUCCCCACGGCGGCGGUGCAGGCGUCCCCUCUGCAAGCGUUAGACAUUUUUGGGAAUGGGCCACCAGUUAACUACAAGAUGGGCAAUCUAUACCUGCGGGGGCCCCUGAAGAAGUCCAAUGCACCACUUGUCAAUGUGACCCUCUACUAUGAAGCACUGUGCGGUGGCUGCCGAGCCUUCCUGAUCCGGGAGCUCUUCCCAACGUGGCUGAUGGUCAUGGAGAUCCUCAAUGUCACGCUGGUGCCCUACGGAAACGCACAGGAACAAAAUGUCAGCGGCAGGUGGGAGUUCAAGUGCCAGCAUGGAGAAGAGGAGUGCAAAUUCAACAAGGUGGAGGCCUGCGUGUUGGAUGAACUUGACAUGGAGCUAGCCUUCCUAACCAUUGUCUGCAUGGAAGAGUUUGAGGACAUGGACAGAAGUCUGCCACUAUGCCUGCAGCUCUACGCCCCAGGGCUGUCGCCAGACACUGUCAUGGAGUGUGCAACGGGGGACCGCGGCAUGCAGCUCAUGCACGCCAAUGCCCAGCGGACAGAUGCUCUGCAGCCACCGCACAAGUAUGUGCCCUGGGUCACCGUCAAUGGGAAACCCUUGGAAGAUCAGACCCAGCUCCUGACCCUUGUCUGCCAGUUGUACCAGGGCAAGAAGCCGGAUAUCUGCCCUCCCUCAACCAGCUCCCUCAGGAGUGUCUGCUUCAAGUGAUGGCCGGUGCGCUGCGGAGAGCUCAUGGAAGGCGAGUGGGAACCUGGCUGCCUCCCUUUUUUUCUGAUCCAGACCCUCGGCACCUGCUGCCCACUAACUGGAAAAUUUCUAUGCAUCCCAUGAAGCCCAGAUACACAAAAUUCCACCCCACGAUCAAGAAUCUUGCUCCACUAAGAACGGUGCUAAAGUAAAACUAGUUUAAUAAGCCCUU
Nomascus leucogenys (northern white-cheeked gibbon) is the source of this 1080-nucleotide messenger RNA. It is a transcript of the gene IFI30, whose product is annotated as IFI30 lysosomal thiol reductase. Gene Ontology annotation, molecular function: oxidoreductase activity, acting on a sulfur group of donors, disulfide as acceptor. The record is from RefSeq and is a predicted model, not a curated record. Gene Ontology annotation, cellular component: lysosome. Lineage: Eukaryota; Metazoa; Chordata; Mammalia; Primates; Hylobatidae.